AUCUCUAGCUUUCUCUCUCUAUAUUUGUAUUUCUGCUGCAGGCUCUUGUGCUUUCUUCGCCAUCUCUUGAGCCACCCAUUUUGUCUUCAUCUCUCUUUCUCUCUCUAUUCACGCUUCUCUCAUCCGUUUUAUCUCUCUCCUUUUCUUCUUCUCUGUUAAGCAACAGUCGACAGCAGCAGCCAUGGACGACGCCAACAGCAACAAAGAAAAGCUUGUGGUGGAAGUGGUUGCAGCCCACAACUUGAUGCCCAAGGAUGGUGAAGGCUCGUGUUCUCCCUUUGUGGAGGUGGAGUUUGAGAACCAGAGGCUCAGGACCCAAGUCAAGUACAAGGACCUCAACCCCGUUUGGAGCGAAAAGCUCGUUUUUCACGUCAAGGACGUCGCUGAUCUUCCUUAUAGGACCAUUGAGAUCAAUGUUUUCAACGAGAAAAGGUCCAGCAAUAGCAGAAAUUUUCUGGGUAAAGUCAGAGUGUCUGGCACCAGCAUUGCCAAGGAGGGGGAGGAGGUUGCUCAGUUGUAUACUCUUGAUAAGCGAAGCUUGUUUUCUCACAUUCGUGGGGAGAUUAGCUUGAAGUUUUACCUUUCGACGAAGGAAGCGGUGAAAGAGGUGACCAGUGGUGACGCAGCUGUGUCUGGGUCGUCGUCAUCUUCGUCAAAGAAGAACAAGAAGUUGCAGCAGCAAGGUCCAGCCAUGGCAAGGCAGCAACAACAACAGAUGGCACCGGACAACAACAACAAGCCAAGUCAGCAGACCCAACAACAUGCAAAGCCAGGGGGUCCAAAGCCAGGUGAUAUCAAGCCCGUUGUCAUCACAACUGGACAUGCUCCGGCGAUUCCCGGCCCUGGCGGUGGUGUUCCGGCCGGCGUGGGCGGCCUCAGGAACGUUUUCUCCGGGGGGUCCAACGAGUUCUCGCUGAAAGAAACGAGCCCACACCUGGGUGGGGGUCUUCUGCACAGGGACAAGACCAGUUCGACCUAUGAUCUGGUGGAGCAAAUGCAGUAUCUGUAUGUCAGGAUUCUGAAAUGCCGCGAUGUUUCGGCGUCUGGUGGAGGUGAAGUAAUGGCGGAAGUGAAGCUCGGAAAUUACAGAGGAAUCACCAAGAGGGUGAGUGCCAACAACCCAGAGUGGGGCCAAGUCUUCGCCUUUUCAAAGGACUGUAUACAGUCAUCAGUCGCUGAAAUUUUCGUGAAGGAGAAGGAUAAGGAUGAGUUCUUGGGGCGUGUUUGGUUUGAUUUGAACGAAGUUCCCAGAAGGGUUCCUCCUGAUAGCCAAUUGGCGUCUCAGUGGCAUCGAAUGGAGGACAAAAAAGGCGAUAAAUCGAAAGCAGGGGAGGUCAUGGUCUCCAUAUGGUUCGGAACUCAGGCCGACGAGGCCUUCGCCGAGGCCUGGCACUCGAAGGCGGCCAAUGUGCAUUUCGAUGGAUUGUCCUCCAUCAAGUCCAAAGUCUAUCUAUCCCCAAAACUGUGGUAUUUUCGGGUUACGAUCAUCGAAGCGCAGGACAUCGUUCCAGGAGAAAAGGGAGCCUCAAUGGUGAAGUUUCCCGAGCUUUCAGUGAAAGCCCAAGUUGGAAAUCAGGUGUUCAGAACUAGAAUUGCUCAGGCCAGUCCGAGCAGGAGUUUGUCAAAUCCUUAUUGGAAUGAAGAUUUGAUGUUUGUCGUUGCAGAGCCAUUCGAGGAUUACCUGCUAGUCUCGGUCGAGGACCGCGUCGCCCCUGGCAGGGACGAGGUUGUGGGAAGGGUUCUUCUGCCGGUGACCGCAAUAGAGAGGCGAACCGAUGAUAAAGCUGUGACUUCUCGGUGGUUUAACCUUGAUAAUCAUCUUGGCAACGCCGGUGAGCCCAAAAUAGUGAGCAGGUUUGGCUCUAGAAUUCACCUCCGAGUAUCCCUUGAAGGGGGUUACCAUGUGCUUGAUGAGGCCACAAUGUAUAGCAGUGAUGUUAGGCCCACGGCCAAACAGCUAUGGAAGCCCCACAUUGGUGUGCUUGAAAUUGGAAUUCUGGGGGCCACUGGCCUUAUUCCCAUAAAACUCAAAGAAGGAAAAGGAGGGUCUACGGAUUCCUACUGUGUCGCCAAGUAUGGCCACAAAUGGGUUCGGACUAGGACGGUGGUGGAUAGCCUGUCGCCCAAGUGGAAUGAGCAGUACACAUGGGAAGUAUUUGAUCCCUGUACUGUCAUUACGGUUGGGGUGUUUGAUAAUAGCCGGGUCGAUAAGAACACCACCAAUGCAGGUGGUUAUCGCGAUUCUCGUAUUGGGAAAGUCCGGAUUCGGUUGUCUACCCUUGAAUCCGAUCGGGUUUAUACCCACUCUUAUCCACUCCUCAUGUUGCACACCUCGGGUGUGAAGAAAAUGGGGGAGCUUCAUUUAGCAGUGCGGUUUUCUUGUGCCAAUAUGGGCAACAUGCUCAGCAUUUAUACAUUGCCAUUGCUACCAAAGAUGCACUAUGUGCAUCCCUUGUCUGUGAAUCAAUUGGAUAGCUUGCGGUACCAGGCUAUGAAUGUGGUGGCAUCCAGGCUGAGCAGGGCUGAGCCUGCGCUGGGGAGGGAGGUGGUUGAGUACAUGCUUGAUCACGACUCCCAUAUGUGGAGCAUGAGGAGAAGCAAGGCUAAUUUCUUCCGGCUCAUGAGCGUGCUCUCUAGCUUUGUUGCCAUGGGUCGGUUUGUGGAGUCCAUGCGGAAUUGGAACAAGCCAGUCUACUCCACCAUUUUUAUGAUGAUCUUCCUUGUGCUGGUUUCAUUUCCAGAGCUGAUUAUCCCCCUUCUGUUGCUCUACAUGGCUUUUGUGGGGAUAUGGCGGUAUAGGUCCAGGCCCCGCCAACCACCCCACAUGGACACCCGCCUCUCCCAUGCGGAGACUGUGUACCCUGAUGAAUUGGAUGAGGAAUUCGACUCUUUCCCAACCAGUCGUAGCGCGGAGAUUGUUCGAAUGAGGUAUGAUCGCCUCAGGAGUGUGGCUGGGAGGAUUCAAACUGUGGUUGGAGACAUGGCUUCACAGGGGGAAAGGUUCCAAGCUCUGUUAAGUUGGCGAGACCCCAGAGCAACAUUCUUGUUUGUGAAUUUCUGCCUGUUUGCGGCAGUCGGAUUCUACCUUGUGCCCACCAAGGCUGUGGUGGCAUUGUGGGGACUGUAUGUGUUGAGGCCACCAAAGUUCAGAAGCAAGCUGCCAUCCAGAGCAUUGAGUUUCUUUAGAAGGUUACCCACAAAGGCUGAUAGCUUCUUAUGAACCAGGAGACAGAAAUGCAUUACUUUUGUAUGUAGUGGGAGAAGGGGGAACCUGAUGUUUAGAGUUGGGGAUAUUACUUUAUGUUUGUUUUUGUGUGGGGUCUUGUGUCAUAUGUGGCUUUAGGAAUUGGAGUAGUGUAUGGAUAUUUUUCCAUUGCUAGUGAGCUGUAUACUCAGGCAUGUUUAUGCUCUGAAGUAUUGCCAUUUAUUGGGAAUUUAUUUGAUGUUUUUCAUA
Vitis vinifera (wine grape) is the source of this 3454-nucleotide messenger RNA. Its product is annotated as multiple C2 domain and transmembrane region protein 10. Bases 182 to 3220 code for a protein of 1012 amino acids. The record is from RefSeq and is a predicted model, not a curated record. Lineage: Eukaryota; Viridiplantae; Streptophyta; Magnoliopsida; Vitales; Vitaceae. The transcript has a single exon.